This is a messenger RNA of Didymosphaeria variabile, 1329 nucleotides long. RefSeq lists its product as uncharacterized. Gene Ontology annotation, molecular function: protein binding. The coding region runs from base 1 to 1329 and encodes 442 amino acids. The record is from RefSeq and is a predicted model, not a curated record. Lineage: Eukaryota; Fungi; Ascomycota; Dothideomycetes; Pleosporales; Didymosphaeriaceae. The transcript has a single exon.
AUGCCUAUGACGACGGACAACAUAGUCCGGCUAGCACCUUCCUGGAGCUAUGUGUCGCCUAUACGAGGCACCCCCGAAGGCUACUUCUACCACAUUCGCAGCCUAGUCGAGCGGCCGAACAACUGGGCAAAUCUUGGGCGCAACUCUUGGGAGGUUGAAACUCCAGCUUGGUCCUAUGCACCUGAUCCGGAUUUCCUUCCAACGAUCGAUAGCAGCAGCGACACCCCCACCCGCACGAAUGCCGCCGAAGCCGAGAACUCUAACGCCUCGAUCCUCAAGCUUCCCAUAGAGCUUUUCAUGAGCAUUGCUGACUUGCUGGAGCUUACGGAUCUCAUGAGCUUCCAAAGCACAUGUCGUCACAUCGCGAGGCAGGUGGAUGGCUCCGUCAAGGCAGGAAAGAGUGUCGCAACGAACGGUACCACUGGCGACCAGCGGAACGAGCGGAUCUCGCAACUGUACAAUCAGUACUUCUGGAGGCUGAGGAAAGAUCGCUUCGCUGAGCUUGCUGCUCUCGAACAGGCUAACGACGUGUUGGUGAAAGAGAAACUACUCUGUGUAUGGUGUACCGACUUCCACGCAGCUUCAAAGUUCCAUCAAGACCAGGUCUCCAGAAACGCACACGAGCGCAUGUGUAUUGGCGCCACUGCCACCGUCUACGUCUGCCCGCAUACAAGCUUGACGUUCGCUGAAAUCCUCGACAUCAAGGCGGCCUGUAAAGCAAGCGGACGAAGUAGUCCAGUGCUCUGUGCUGAAGAGACAUGUCGGAACGCACGCCUUUGGUACAACCUAAGGUCUGCUAUUGGUUGUCUCAAGACGAUUUACCGAGUUCCCAUUGCAGAGACACAACCAGUUAUCAAGGAUUUGUCGCCUGCAUUAUGGGCUGGUCCGAAUGCGCGCCGGAUCCACCGCCGGAUCAGCGAGGUGGACAAUUGGUCGUCUCCUCUCAUUCAACGAGGUCUCGUCAAGCUUGAUGCGUAUGUGUGCCCUCAUUUACGUACCUCUGACAUAGAGUGCUACGAUCUAUUGUUGGCCAGCAUAUACCAGGCUGAUACAUGCGCCUCUUGGGGAGUUCUGCGCGAGGGUGAUGCUUACUGGCCUAUGGGUGUACCGGCUGGAGCCAUCAAAUGCGAGGCAGAAGACGACUGCGGAGCAAGUUUCCUUGUAAGAACUUCCACGUGGUCUCUAGGUGAGAUUGAGGUGAACAUGGACGUGGAGAGGCGGCUGAUGGUCGACACUGUUCGGAGUCGGCGAUGGUCGGUGAUAACAGGGGUGAGUGAGUCCGCCCUGACGAACACUGGGUCGACUAACGUGAAGAAGCAGCCAGCAUGA